AUGUUUCUUAGGCAUGCAAAAUCCAACCCAUUGUCCUUCAAAAAAUAUCCCUCCCCUUACGUAAAUCUACAUCCCCUAUCAAAAGUUUCUACUAUAAGAUGUGCCGCAGCAGAACAUCCUAGUUCACAUUCUGUUGAUCCACAAGUGAACAUCGUGACAAAGAACCCUAUCAUAUAUGCUCUGGUGGAUGCAUUCACUGACAAACCAUUUAAAGGCAACCCAGCAGCCGUGUGUCUCUUAGAAGAUGAAGAUAAAAGAGACGACGGGUGGUUCAUAGGAGUAGCUAGUGAGUUCAACGCCCCAAUAACAUGCUUCUUGUCCCGGAUUCGUUACUAUAAAGAUAAUGAAUCCGACCAUGAUAACAAAAAUUAUUAUCCCAUUUUCAACAUUAGGUGGUUCACUAGUAUUACAGAGGUUAAUCUUUCUGGCCAUGGAACCUUGGCAGCUGCACAAUAUCUGUUUACACGUGGUUUGGUAAAAGCAGACAAGAUUGUAUUUGUCACACUAUCCGGAAUAACCCUGACCGUAAAGAAGAUUCUUGCCUGCAGGAAUGGAGACAAAGAAGACUUCUCUAUUGAAAUGGACUUCCCUUCGAAUGCACUAGUUGAAUGCAAUCCCCAGGAUAUACCCAACAUACCACUUACUCUUAAUGGGGUUUCUGUUCUCAAUGUAAAGAAAACGGGUUUUCUUGAUGAUGUACUUAUUGAGGUUUCAUCGGGACAGAGUGUGAUAGACUUGAAACCAAACUAUGAUGAGCUACAAGAGCGUAAGGGUCGUGAAAGGGUAAUUUACAUAACAGGGAAAGCUCCUGAAGGAUCAGGUUUCGAUUUCAUCUCUCGCGUAUUUGGUCCAACUAUAGGUGUCCUUGAGGAUCAAGCAUGUGGGAGUUGUCACUGUGCCUUGACACCUUAUUGGGGCAAAAAGCUGGGAAAAACUGAUCUUCGUUCUUAUAUGGCUUCUCCGAGAGGAGGUGUGUUUGAUCUCCAUUUGGAUGAAGAAAACGGAAGGGUGAAGAUUAGAGGAAAAGCUUUUACUGUCAUGCAAGGUUCUCUAUUUGCUCAAUGAGCAGUGUAGAACAUUCAGGAUCACUUAUGAUCGAGGUGUUAUAAAAUGUCUCCCGCUACUGGUUACAUGCAUUAUUUUAUGUUGCGCUUGCGCGAUAUAAAGUGUUAUGUGUCUAAGUUUAUGUUGUGAGUCUAGA
This is a messenger RNA of Papaver somniferum (opium poppy), 1201 nucleotides long. RefSeq lists its product as uncharacterized. Bases 1 to 1065 code for a protein of 354 amino acids. The transcript is spliced from 6 exons. Gene Ontology annotation, biological process: biosynthetic process. The record is from RefSeq and is a predicted model, not a curated record. Lineage: Eukaryota; Viridiplantae; Streptophyta; Magnoliopsida; Ranunculales; Papaveraceae. Gene Ontology annotation, molecular function: isomerase activity. Gene Ontology annotation, cellular component: cytoplasm.